Molecule: messenger RNA, 4572 nt
Organism: Bactrocera latifrons
Lineage: Eukaryota; Metazoa; Arthropoda; Insecta; Diptera; Tephritidae
Gene: dock
Product: cytoplasmic protein NCK1
Exons: 6
Coding region: 746-2446 (566 amino acids)
Molecular function (GO): protein binding
Source: RefSeq, a predicted model, not a curated record
GAAAAAAGAGUUGCUGGAACGAAGUUGUCGGAGUGUCAAAGUGUCGGAGAAAAAUUGUGAACCAGUGAAAAUUUUGAUAUAAUUAAAAAUAUUUGAAAUACUUACAGUGAAUUUGUUAAGGCUCAUAUAAUAUAGAAGUAUUCAAUGAUAUGAAAAGUGCAUAUAUCCAAUUUUUAAAGGAGUAUAUGGUCCAAGUCACCAAGUGAAAAUUUCAAUGAAGCAGAUUUAUUACUAUACAAAUCAAUAUUAAAUAAAUAUAAAAAAAUAAUGAUAAAUACCGUGCUUAAGUGUUAAACUAAUAAUUUUCUAUUAUACCGGUAAAAGUCAAUUCGCCGAUUUUUUCUACUCGGUGAAAAAUUUGUUAUAAUUAACGAGCGCCGCCCUUAAAUAGUGUACCAAGUACCGAGCGUUUAAACGAAUACAUGAAUAGAGUUCAUUCAAAUUUUAUUGAAACAAUUUCUAGGACAAUAUAUCUGGAUUAACAACAAUAAUUUUUGGCAUAUCGGCGUAAUGUUAUUGCAUUAAAAGGCUGGGGCUGUGCGAAUUUGCUUUUCGAUAAAAACCGAAAAUCGUCUCCGCAAUGAAUGAACUCAAUUGGCAACGAGUCAGACUAACCGAGGGCAACAUUGAAACUAUUUUCACUUAUACUCAGGAGUCAAAUUUCCGCCGUUGUGAUUAGCAUCAUCCGUAAAUCUAGUGAGAACCCGUAGGACGACGCCUCCUCCGCGCAUAGAGGAGUACUGGAAUGUUGGAAUAUCCCCAACGAUUCGCUCGCAAUAUCCCCGAUUCCUCAACGGCGAGUAACGUACCGAUAAAUCAACAACAACAUCAACAUCAAUUACAUCAUCAUAAUCAUAACCACCAGCAAUCACAUCAACAACCACACGUACUGAUAGGCAAUAGUAGUGGUGGUGGCUUAGUCGGUGCCCACUACCACCAGCAAUAUCCACCCCAGCCCUAUCCAGCAACACCGGGUUCGCCAGCACAUCAACAUCGUCAUAUACCACAACAACACGCAACAACAAUUGCAGUGACCGCCUCAUAUCAACCACGCUCACAGUCGCAGCAGCAGCAGCAGCAACACCAACGCACCCUGUCGACCGCAUCCAGUUGUAGUGCACAGCACAAGAGCGUGACCUUCGGUCAAGUGACGGCAGCGUCCAAUAUCGCCGGAUACGCAGGCGAUUACAGCGGCGGCAGCAGCAGCGGUAACUCCAGUUGCGGUCAACAAUCAAUGGCGGGCAACAUGAAACACGGCAAAUCACAAGAAGACGUUUGCUACGUUGUAGCCAAAUACGAUUAUGCGGCGCAAGGUGCGCAAGAAUUAGAUUUGCGAAAAAAUGAACGCUAUUUACUGCUAGACGAUUCAAAACAUUGGUGGCGUGUGCAAAAUAAUCGCAAUCUGUCAGGUUAUGUACCUAGCAAUUAUGUGAAGAAGGAGAAACCGUCAUUAUUCGAUAGCAUUAAGAAAAAAGUGAAAAAAGGCUCCGGUUCGAAAACAUUACCAAAUUGUUCACCCUCAAGGCAAAUUGAAAGUCCAACAAUGUCACGUCGCUUACCACCAGAUCCAGCCGAAGCUAUUGGCACUGCAAUCGUUAAAUAUAAUUAUCAAGCCCAACAACCUGACGAACUGUCACUGAGCAAAGGGACACGUAUUCUCAUACUUGAAAAGUCAAACGAUGGCUGGUGGCGUGGCCAGAGUGGAAAUGCCGUCGGCUGGUUUCCAAGUAAUUACACAACUGAGGAUUGUGAUAAUGAUGGUGAAAUACACACAUAUGCCAUGGCGGAGAAUGUGCUCGACAUUGUGGUCGCGCUUUAUAGCUUCUCAUCGAACAAUGACCAAGAACUGUCAUUUGAGAAAGGAGACAGACUCGAAAUUGUGGAUCGUCCAGCAUCUGAUCCAGAUUGGUAUAAGGCAAGAAAUAAUCAAGGUCAAGUCGGUUUAGUUCCACGCAACUAUCUCCAAGAGUUAAACGAUUAUCUAGCUACACCGUUCCGUAAUAAUAGUGGUGGCAAUGGCAAUGGCGGUGGUGGCGGUAGCAGUGGUGGUGAUUCAAUUGAUCGUCGCAAUGACGGCAUGUCAGCGCAAUCUUCACCACCUAUGGCACCGAUGGAACGGCCAAAUUUGGCUGGAAAAUCUUGGUAUUAUGGCGCUAUCACCCGUAGCCAAUGCGACACAGUAUUGAAUCAACAUGGACAUGAUGGUGAUUUCCUUAUACGAGAUAGUGAGACUAAUAUGGGUGAUUAUUCGGUUUCUCUUAAGGCGCCAGGGCGCAAUAAACACUUCCGUGUACACGUUGAGAAUAGCAUGUACUGCAUUGGUCAACGUAAAUUUCACACACUAGAUCAAUUAGUAGAUCAUUACCAAAGAGCACCGAUUUAUACGAAUAAGCAAGGUGAAAAAUUAUAUUUGGUACGACCGUUACCAAAGGCAAAUGGCACGUAAGCGAACUACAUUUGCGGCAGCAGUUUGGCAUAAUCCUCGUUAUGCCAGCACAUUACAUUCAUCAGAAAAAACAUACGCAACUACAUAAAUACACACAACUCAUCGAUACUGGCCACUUUAGGAAGUUUUCACCUGUUGCUACUACUGCUGUAAUACCGCCCGGCGGUGUAACAAACAAAUUUAGAUAUUAUUAUAUAAUUUCACCGAUACACGUAAAUGUAAUGAAAUACGACAUAAAUAACGGUUAAUGUGUAAAUGAUAAGAUACACGCAGCGCUAAAACGAAGUAAGCAAGUUUUAAAACAACAAAAUAAAAAAUAAUGCAACAACAAACAUGAUAACAAUUAGAGAGGGAUGAGUAUCGUCAAAUUAUCACAAUUUAAAAUUAAAGAGCUAUAAAGAGCAAAUAAUGAACGUAGAUGCAACUACCAAAAAACGGAWCAUUUAAAUUAUAUACAUAUAUAAACUUAUGAAUCAAUUAAUGGAUGCAAAUAUAUAUAUUUAUAUAUAUUACAAUAAAUGAACGUAAAAAACUGGCACUUGCAUAGUAUUGUAUUAUAUAUUUUAGUUGAUUAUUAUUAUCAUAGUUAUUAUCUUAGAUUAUUUGUUCUUCUUCAACUCUAAUGAAGACAGUUUUGAAGAAGGCAAGCACGGAAAAAAGCGGGUUAAUUCGAUUUAGGUUGCUAACAAAUUUCAAGUUGCCACCAUUUUCGAUUUGUUCGAGCGCAGCAUUGCGCGCCGCAAUUUGUGAACGUGUGCGCACUGAAAUCUCAUAGUUUAUUGCAAACAUAUUUAUAGAUAUUUAUAUUAGAUUUAGAAGGAGCGAUUGAUUUUAAACAUCAGAUAGGUUUUUUUACAAUAUACAAGUGAACAAAUAUUUUGGUUGCUGCUGAAAUUAUUUUAGAUAGGUAUGAAAACACAAUUGAUUUAUUGGCGCGACUAAUUAGAGAGCAAUUUUUAAGUGCGAAAUUUGUUGUAAAUAUUUGUAAUUAGUGAAAAUUCUAUUUGAAGUAAUGUUUUCGAAAAAAAAUCGCAUUUUCUUAAAUUCGACAAAAGGAUUUUAUUUCAGAAAAUGUAUGUCAUUUUUUUUAAUUUUUAAAAUACUCAUACUUGUUACUUUGUUCAUUUUCAUAGAAUAUAACCUUUUUGUAACUUGGAGAAACAAAUUUCCAAAUUGUUUCAGUUUUUCAAGUAUAGUAUAUCGAAAUCUCUUCUUUAUGUCUGAAAUUUCUUCUUUAUGUAUGAACACAAAGAAAAGAGCUUUGCAACAAUUUCAAUCUUGUUUUGCAACUGAAAUGAAUAUAACGUCUAGAAAAAAUUGUCAAAUAUUAUAUUUUUUAUACUUCAACCAGGGUUAGAUCUUCGAUAGAAUUCAUUUGUAGCGUUGGAUUGCAUACUUUGUUGAUUGAUAGUCAAAAAAUAUCUCAUCACUCUAAAUUUMAUUAUAACAUUUGUUUAUAUUCAUAUAAAGGCUUUUAAACUAAAAGAAAGACGUAAAAUAUCAAUCAAAAUCAAAAAGACUAUUGGAUCCAGAAAGCUAGUAGGUCUCAAAUAUAUUAUUUAGGAUGAUUUUUCGAAUUUCUUUAACAAAAUUCAGACUAUGUUCACAAAUUUUCUGGAAUCGAAAACUUUUCUUUCCCUUUUGUAAUAAUAAAAUGCUCACGCCAUUUAUUUUGGUAGGUGAAAAAUCGAAUAGUUUUCUUUCUAAACUCUCUGAUCGUUGUCUAAGUAAACAAAAUGUGAAUAUAAUUUAGUGAAAUGAAAUUUAAAAUAAAGUUUAAUAUGAUUUUCACUACAAAACAUUGAAGGCUUUGAAUGCAAAUGUAAAAUUUAUGAAAUAUGCUUACAUAUUUAAUGUAAAUGCUUUUUAGGAAAGGUCGGAAAAAGUCAUAUAAUGUCACAAAUAUAAUUAUUAUAUAUCAUAUUUACAAAAGACAAAAAAUCAUACCAUAUGAGAAAAUAACGAAAUAAUAAAUGUAUGAGGCCAGAGACUUUGCAAAAAUGUGUUGACACAUAAAAUAUAAAAACGAAAAAACGACUUUGAAGGGUUCAGGUUUAUACUGCUUCGUAUUUAUGUAGCUUAUCAGUUAUAAAAUUGCGCCGCUUCUCUAAAGAAAAAAAAAAAAA